GCAGAAAUGAUACAGUUCAUAUUUUGUUGUCACAGAAUAACUACCCUUGAACAGGAGCUUUCUACUUGAUUAGUAGACGAAAUAUAAUGGCAUUCAAAUUUGUUCUUCUGAUCAGCCUGAUUGCGGCUGCCUGUGCCUUACCACAGCAUGGAUACGCUACCUCUCAUCAGUCAUCCAGUAUUCAGCAUCAUGCGCCAUCCUAUCAUCACGUUGCUCCAGUUCAUCAUGUGACUGCAAUUCAUGCUGCCCCAGUUCAUCAUACCAUCGUUAAGGAAGUUGAGCACCAUGCCCCGGCCCAUUACGAAUUCUCGUACUCUGUCCAUGAUGAGCACACUGGAGACAUCAAGAGCCAGCACGAAUCCCGUAACGGGGAUGAGGUUCAUGGACAGUACACCAUUUUGGAUGCUGAUGGUCAUCACCGUAUCGUUGACUACCAUGCUGAUCAUCACUCUGGUUUCAACGCUGUUGUCCGCCGUGAGCCAACCAACAUUAAGAUCGCUCAACCAGUGCAUAAGGUUAUUGCCCAACCAAUCCACAAGGUAAUCGCUCAGCCAGUGCAUUUAGCUACCCAUUCAGUGGCACCAGCAGUGUCGCACUCUACCAUUUCGCAUCAUGUUGCCCCAAUCGCUCUGCACGGACAUCAUGCCAUCAGUCAUCACCAUUACUAAAUUAAUGUGCUCUACAAACGUACGGGACCUGAGUGUAGAAUUUGCCAUGUAUGCAAAAUAUAGCUAGUUUUAAAUAAAGUUAA
Molecule: messenger RNA, 751 nt
Organism: Toxorhynchites rutilus septentrionalis
Lineage: Eukaryota; Metazoa; Arthropoda; Insecta; Diptera; Culicidae
Product: cuticle protein 7-like
Exons: 2
Coding region: 87-668 (193 amino acids)
Cellular component (GO): extracellular matrix
Source: RefSeq, a predicted model, not a curated record